Molecule: messenger RNA, 741 nt
Organism: Trichoplax adhaerens
Lineage: Eukaryota; Metazoa; Placozoa; Uniplacotomia; Trichoplacea; Trichoplacidae
Exons: 5
Biological process (GO): DNA alkylation repair; regulation of DNA-templated transcription
Cellular component (GO): nucleus
Molecular function (GO): RNA binding
Source: RefSeq, a predicted model, not a curated record
AUAGAAGAAACUCCUAACGGUUACAAACUAUCCUUACGAGUACCUGAGAAAUGCUUUGGUAUGAUUAUUGGUAAGAAAGGUAGCAAUAUGAAACAAUUACAACAGGAUACUGGGACGAAAAUUAAGCUGCCUUCUUCAAGAAAUUCUGAUGCUUCGAAUGAUCUGACAUGUAUUACCGGAUCAUCAAAAAAGGGUGUCAUUUCCGCUAAAGUUAGAAUCGAACUAUUGGUGGAUAGUUGCCGCAGUAAAGCACUACCAACACAUUUUGUGAUGGUACCGCUAUUAUCGAAACAAGUUAUUAGUAGCUACAUUCAAUUUAAAGAUAUGGUCUUACAAGACUUUAGUCAGUGCAAAGGUAUUGAAGAAUCAAUCAUGCAAGAGCCGCAACGGCUACACAUUACGAUAGUAGUUCUGCGCUUGUUUGAUAAAAUAGAAGAGGUAAAUUGUUUUGUCAAACGACUUAAAUCCAUUAAACAAGCAAAGGUGGACAUCAAGGGAUUGGAAAUAAUGGGUGAUGAUCCUUCAGCAGCAAAGGUGCUCUAUGCUGAAAUCCAUGAUACGAUAUUACAAGAACUGGGUGAAGAUAUAGUUGAUCGAUUUGUUGCAUCAGGAUUGACUGGAAAAGAAGGUCCACGUCUAAAACUCCAUGCUACACUGAUGAAUUCUAGGUAUAGAACAUCAACACCUGGUGGAACGGAACCUUUUGAUGCUAGAAAUAUACUACAGGUACGUGAGAAUUAA